AAUGAAUAUUGUAAACAACAGACAGCUAACCGCAGCAGAGUUGUUUCAUAUAGGAAAAUCGGAAAGUCGAGAUCAUCUCAACAGUAACUUGUUACAAGCAGAACAUUUAUAUGAUUUCUCUCAUAUUAUUGUUGGUGAAGCUAUAGAACAUUUUGUCGGGAUUAUUUCUGUGUGUGCUACGAGUGCGACAGGACAUUUUUUCUGUUGGAAAAAGGAAACCAAGCACAAGACAAGAAGAUGAAGUGGGAGUUCAAAGAGGAACAUUCGGAAGACCACAGGACAUCAGAGUCCUCCAAGAUCCGAUUCAAAUAUCCAGAAAGGAUUCCCGUCAUCGUCCAGAAAGCGCCAAAGUCCCAGAUCCCUGACAUCGACAAAAGGAAAUUCCUGAUUCCUGCUGACAUCACAGUGGCCCAGUUUAUGUGGAUUAUCAGAAAGAGGAUACAGCUGCCUGCCGAAAAAGCCAUCUUUUUAUUUGUUGGCAAAGUACUCCCACAGUCAAGUGCCACUAUGGGCCAGAUCUACCAGGAGCACCGGGAUUCGGAUGGAUUCCUCUACGUUGCCUACAGUGGGGAGAACACCUUUGGAGCUCCCUCACUAUGAGGAGCCAGGAUGGAUCCCUCUCUUGCCAUGUCCAGGGGACCCCUUCUCCUUGCAUGGAGAACCACAGUGACUGAAACUGGAGAUUGAGAACUUCUUGUUAGACUUUGGAAGAAAGAGCAAGCUGUGGCAGCAAAAGCCGUGGAAAUCGAUACCCAUGCGGGGUCAUUACCAGACCCAAUCAUUCUAAGUGCGGAGAACAGUACCAUGAAGAAAUUUUACAACGAUAUGAUUUCCUUGAUGAUUUUACUUCACACUCAUAUGGGAAAUGCUUCCUCUUUUUUCUUUUUAUUUUCUGAGCAAAAUAAUUGGGUUUUUUUACUAUUUGAAAGGAGUUUAAUGCAGCUCUGAAUUACCACUUGUAAGUAGUGUGUUGCUUCAUACCUUUUGGAGUUUGGUAUGUUGUGAGGAUAAGUAUAUUUAAGGCUAAGUUCUAUGAUGAUGAUCAUGAUGAACUCUGGUAAUCCUACAUGUCUCUAUGUACACCAGAAAAAUAUACAAUGUGUGUAAAUUGAUCUCACCAUUUGAGAGAUUUCUUCAAGUGUUAUUUUCCUCCAAACUCCAAAUUGAUAGUUUAGAAAAAAACAAUUAAAUAAUUACAAUUUUUCUUGAGUUAUGGUGUCGUAACUUCACUGUAUUUUUUAUGCUUUAUUGCAUUUUGAAUUGUAUAGUACUGUACAAGUAAACACAAACGUAUUGACCUGGAAGUAGUGUUGAACACAUCAUCUGAAACCAUGUCGUUCACAUCGAAUCUGAUUCCAUCUGAGGCAUUGUUUUGCAGGUCAUCCAUCCGUCCUUCCCUCCAUGCGUCUGUCCAUCCUUCUCGUUUUCAUUCUCCUGAUAACUAAAGAACUGCUUGAGGGUUAAACUUCAUUGUUGGUUCAUUUAGGUGUACAGAAUGGAUAAUGAUCUGUUAAAAUUUUGAGGUCAGAGAUCAUUCUAUACAUUUUAUCUGAAAAUAUCUUGAUCUUGUAACAACUUGGAGAACCGGUUAUGGGUUAAAAUUUAAACUUUGCUCAUGUAGUUUUUGUAUGCGAGUGGGGAUGAUUUGAUUAGAUUUUGAGGUCAAAGUUCGCAGAGGUCAUUAUUCAAAAUGUGAGGUGAUAGGUGUGUGAUAUAUACUUGAUCUGCGAAUGACUGAGGCAUAAAUUUUGAAUGCCUGCGGAUGAAACUCCAUCUAGUUUUCACUUCAAUUAAUGCAUUGAAUACACCAAAAUAUCAUCCUAUAAUCAAAGCACUCAUACGUGUAGGCUAGUAUGUCAUAGGGGGCUAAUUUAUGGUUACUCUGUAUAUUUGACCAGCCACCCCAAAACCAACAAAAUGUUACCAAAAUUAAUUUUGAGAUUUUCAUUAAGCCUUGAAAAAGUUCAAAAUUGAUAACCAUCACAAAAAUAUGAAGACAAGGUUUGAAAUUUGGGGUUCAUUACAAGCAGUCGGCAAAGAAAAUAGUGCCAAAGAAACUCCUGUAUAAUUUUUACAUUUUGAAGACCAAAUCACCAUUUUGGCUAUUUACCAAGAACCUGCACUGGGGACUUAUCAUUAGUUUUGGGGGUGGCUGGUCAUAUACUCUAUGUGUUGAUUCCACUGUUCGUAGUUUCUAAAAGCAAAAAAAAUUAUUAACAUCUUUUGUUAAUUCGGUGGCAGACUCCCCCCCCCCCCCUUUGAAAGUCACAUCAAAUAUUUGUAAUGGGAAUAUGAAUACUGUGUAUAUCGUUCAUACACAAAUGAGGACCUUUUUUGCUUGUAAAUUUUUUUAAAGGAAAUCCUGGUUCUGCCCCAUGCAUUAACACUAGAGUAAUAAGCAUGAAUUUAGUGCAGUGUGACCAAAGUAUAUAGCCAUUAGUGAAGCCUUUCUCUAUAUAUGGACUUGAUUAUUUUUUUUUUAUUAAUGCAUGAACUCUGGUUUCAGACCAAUGAUUUAAACCCGUAUUUGCAUCUCAACUAUUAUGUAGUGUACAUUUACCCAACUAAUACUGUGUGUAGUGCAAUACAUGAUGUAUGUCAUUUAUGAAACUUAGAGGCCAACAGAAUCAAUUUACUAACAGAUAAUCUGUUUUUUUUUUACUUAGAAAUAGAAUAUUGAGCCAAAAACUGAUUCGUAUGUUAUUAAUUUAAACAGAAAAACAGGCAUUUUUCAUUAAUUUGUAUCCAGGCAAAAAAAAUCAAGCAUUGGAAUUUCCAGUUCAUCAUUGUCUAAAAAUUGAUUUUUUGUAUUUUUUUCUGUGUAAGGAAAUCCAACAGCCUUUUUUUUAAAACUUUUUUGUUUGUUUUGUAUUAAAAUUUAAUCAUGUGCCAUGCCAAUUUCAUAUUUUCUGACAAUCCAGUACAACUUGUCAAGCUAAAAUUGUUAAAAAUGUUGCCAAACUGUAUAAGUUAUUAAAUCCAAGUUAUAGAAUUUAGUAUAUAUGUAGGUGGUGACUUGUAGACUUCCAUAUCAGACCACUGCUGACGUUUUGCGUAACAGCAUCGGACUCUUAUAAAGGCAAAGACAAAAACUGCAUGCAGCCUCCGCUUUUAUCAUGGGCAGUCAAAACAAUGCUACAAUCAUAUCUGGUUUAAAGAGGCCACCUGCGUUGAAGUAUCAUUUGUCUGCUUAUAUGUAAGUUUGGUUUAGUAUUCUCCAUUGAAAUAAGUAUUUACACUACAGGAACUUGUCUGUAUGACCAGCUGCUCAUAUAAUCAAUCGUUUUCUUUUCUCGGUCGAUAAAAAGAAGCAAGUAACUAAACCAAACUAAUACCUCGGUCACAUUUGCUCUAUGGGGGCCGUACGGCGAGUCGAAAACAGCCAUUUUAUUCAUUUUUAUUCAAACCACCUUAUGGAGCUGUUACCACAAAAAAGGUACCGUAAAGCAAAUGUGACCGAGGUACAUGUAUUACAUCCCAACCAUUCCAUUUUCGGAACACAUCCAGAGGUGGACUCGGUCCGAGCUGGCCUCAGUCCUGCUUUUAAAACUGGUGGUAUUGCACGUGUCGAGCCGCCCCCAGGGCCGUAUGUGUAACAUCACCCUUACAUGUAGAUGUUUUAGAUGCAGAAAUUUUGGUAAUUCCCUCUCAUGUACUAACAUGUAACCGGGGUCCCGUAACACAAAGGUUAGCGAUUAAUCGUACGCUUGAUUUUCAUGAUCGACUGUACGUUGUAGUCAAUGCAAUCAAUCAUAAAAAGGUGCUAUGAUGAUUGCUGAGUUUUGUGAUAUGAACCCCCAGAUAUUUUUUCGUUAUGAGACAGCUGGUCACAAAUAUGUUCAGCUUAACAGUGCCUUUUUUUAUUGAUUGCAGAUAUUUGUAGCUUUUUUUAUGGUUCAUUUUCACAUUUCACUUUUUUUUGUGUGCAUUUUACAUUUAGGCAAGUGUAUCACUCACAUGAAACUAUUGCUUUCUUUGUAAUAUAAUUUUUGAAAAUGAAUAGAAUGUGUUGCCAUUGCAGAAUAAUGAUAUUCAUAUUUACAGUCAGUUGCUAUAUAAUGUUGCUUUUUAAAUAUUGCCUAAUUUCAUUCAUGGUGCGCAUUUAUAAUGUAUAUCAGAAAGUUUUUUUUUACAAAUAACCAUUUGGUGCUCCCCUCUUGUCCCCAUGUUGACCCUCUUUCUCCUGUCUCUCUCUCUCUCUCUCUCGCUCUACUCUGUCUUCUCACCCCCCCCCAUCUUUAUGUACUCAGUUUAAUGAUACAUGCACAGAAGGGUACAUUUAGGUACAUGUAUUAUAGAAAAUAUAUUUUUCAUGUUGUGAUUGCCAAUUUGACAUGAUAAUGCCAACAUUCCAAGCCAGGUUCAGUGCAGAGCUCAUCUCAUACAAUAAACUUUGUGUAAUAAAGCGAGGGUACCGACAAUCAGGGUUUGGUAACUGACAACGUGCAUAUAUGUACAAGAGAAUCCAACAGCAGGGACCUGUUAAACAAAGGUUAUCAAUUAAUCGCUAAGUGGAAUGGCCUAUCAAGACCAACGUUGCAUUCGCAUUUUGCUUAGUUGCCUGACUAGGUAGGAACCAAUCAGUAUUGUUCCUUGAAAAUUAGUGAUUAAUCGCUAAUCUCUGUGGUACGGGGCCAUAAUCAAGUCAUGGAAAUAAAGGAUUUGGUAUUAUUAAAAUUUAAGCUGCAUGAUGAUAAAUAACUGAUUAUUUUUUAAAGAUUUUUUUUUUUUACAAUCUCAUCUAAUUGGUGUUGUCUCAAAGCAUAAAUGGCAGGGGGGCACCCCAUGAUUUUUCAAGUUUGGUAGAAAAAAGAGAACGGGAGGGGGAUGUCACCUUUGGUUUGUCUCCCCCCCCAUCAAUUUACCAUGGCCCCAUCACUUUCUACCGGUAAUUUACAGGAAUAUUCAUGUGAUUGAUUUGUAAAAUAGAUGACACUGUCAGGCUAAAGAUGAUGUUACAAGAAAUAUAAUGGUAUUUAUUUGUAAUUGAUUGAAAAUUUCUUUUGUAAAUUCGAAACUGCAGAACCAAAAGCUUCUUUGUUUUCAAAUCUACCCCAAAAAUUAUGAAAUACACAAAAUAGAACUUUGAUUACAUUUUCAGUGCUAAGCUUGUUUGAUUUUUUUUUCAAUUCAAGUCAACCCCUUGCUGGGCAUGCAGGGCUUGACCUCUAUUCAUACCUGCAGGCCCCAAUUUGAAUUUGCAUUUUGAAGAUGAAAUAAUAUAGAUUAAUGAAAAUUUAUGGUUUUUGAAAUAUUUUACUUGAUCAGGCUCUCAUUAAAUUACCAAAUCUCUGAUAUUAAGGAAAAAUUCCCAUAUGUGUGUAAUGUGCAUACAUUUAUCAUGUACAUAUGUAAUGAAUACAUCAAAAUUAUGAAGAAGAUAUUUAUGUACUAAAAGUUUAAAAGACUCUAGUUUAUAUAUCAUACAAGUGCAGUUUUUAUGACAAUAAUAUAUGGUGUUUUUGUUAUUGUACCAUAUUUGAUCUUAUCAUUCCAUUUUUCCUCAGAAAUAAUCUCAUAUUUUAUCCGAUUGUGAUUGAAUUGAAAAAAAAUGAAUUGAUUAUAGUGUGUAAAUAGACUAAUAGAUAAUUGAAUUGCAUACUUUAUUGGAUGUGUGAAUGAAAUGAAGGUUAUAAAUAAAUAAUGGU
Lytechinus variegatus (green sea urchin) is the source of this 5648-nucleotide messenger RNA. RefSeq names its product gamma-aminobutyric acid receptor-associated protein-like 2. The transcript has 3 exons. Gene Ontology annotation, biological process: autophagosome assembly; autophagy of mitochondrion; macroautophagy. NCBI's taxonomy places the organism in Eukaryota, Metazoa, Echinodermata, Echinoidea, Temnopleuroida, Toxopneustidae. The record is from RefSeq and is a predicted model, not a curated record. The coding region runs from base 238 to 600 and encodes 120 amino acids. Gene Ontology annotation, molecular function: ubiquitin protein ligase binding. Gene Ontology annotation, cellular component: autophagosome; autophagosome membrane; cytosol.